This is a messenger RNA of Schistosoma margrebowiei, 1312 nucleotides long. The record is from the annotation of a GenBank genome assembly. NCBI's taxonomy places the organism in Eukaryota, Metazoa, Platyhelminthes, Trematoda, Strigeidida, Schistosomatidae.
GUUUAGGUAUGAAUAUUCCAGAUUCUGAUGAAGAUCUAUUGGCCAUCGAUACUGAAAAAUUAGAAAGUAUACUUGAAAAUCGAGAUGAAGUUAUUAAUAAUCAAACCAUCCCAGAACUUAUUCCAGAUGAAACAUAUAAUUUUUCAAAACAAUUUUCACCGAUAAUUCGUCUUUAUUCAUCUACCAUCUAUGAUCGUAUUCAUGCCGUAUACUCAACAGACCCCUUUUUAUCUGACCAAGAAUUGAAUAAACUUGGUAGAACAACACGAAAAAUUCCUGUGUAUCUUGGUAUCUCUAUUGGAAUGAUUGCAGGUGUAAUGCGUGCGUUUGUAUCAUAUGAUGAAUUCCUACGUGCCAAUAAAUAUACUAUAUUUGUAAACAGUGAAACGGCUAGGCGUCAUUCCUUAGAUCAUUGUAUACUUAAAGGUGCCGUAUUUGGAAUUUCCACUGGUUGCAAAGUAACGAUACUUACUGGUGGAUUCUACACUCUACCGUUACUGUUCUCUGCAAUUCAGGGGAAAACAAGUUACUGGGAACACGCUGUAGGUUGGGGAAUUACAGGUUCAUUGUAUUGCUUUAAUCGUGGAUUUAAACGAAUGCUUAUAGCAGGAAUGAUUGCUUCUGUACCUGGUCUAAUUACAGGUGUUUUAUCCAUGUUAGCAUCUCGUGCAUCAAAUUCAACAUUUGAAGAAUUAUACGCAAAAUAUUUAAAUGAAACUCAAAAAAUCUAAUUGUUAGCAUUUUGUAUUUGUUUCUUUUUACAUAAAAUUAUUCUCUAAUGUAUUUUAUAGUUUGAACUAAUUAUUUUCUAAUCACUUAAACAUUUCACUUGUAUCUAUCUUAUUAAAUCAUGUUAUUACUAUUUAGAUAGUAUUAAAUGUACUGUGGUUUGUGUGUUUCUUUUGAAAACAAUUUAUUGUGGUAAUUAUAGUAAGCACACUCGGCGAAAUUACUGUUUCAUUGAGGAAGUUGUUUGUGACAUAAACAUCUAGUUAGUCCUAGUAGUCUGUCUCUAAGGUCUUCAGUUUUCACCAUCUCUUGUAUUGACUGUUAUAUAUCCCAUUAUUUCGCAUCAUACAGUUUUGUGAAUUACAGUAUCUUCUUAGCCUUAUCUCUCUUUUAAAAUCGCUUUCGACAUAUGGUGUGUUUAGAUAUGCAUGAACCAUAUUAUCUAUGUGAUGAAGCCCAACCUUUUUUCAGUUAUACUCUUUAUUAUCAUAUAGUUCUCUGCUGCUGCUGUUUCGUGCGAAAUUACAUAGUGGCUUGGUAAAAUAUGAAAACCGUACAUUAAAUACAUUAUUUGCAAGUCUUC